Molecule: messenger RNA, 2928 nt
Organism: Pygocentrus nattereri (red-bellied piranha)
Lineage: Eukaryota; Metazoa; Chordata; Actinopteri; Characiformes; Serrasalmidae
Gene: anxa11a
Product: annexin A11a
Exons: 15
Coding region: 144-1739 (531 amino acids)
Biological process (GO): cytokinetic process; phagocytosis
Cellular component (GO): cytoplasm
Molecular function (GO): calcium-dependent phospholipid binding; calcium ion binding
Source: RefSeq, a predicted model, not a curated record
UCGUGACGUCCCUGGAGGAGACGUAGUGCUCGCCGUCCCGCCCACCGUAAGAAACGUCCAACUGAGUUUCCUGAUGUUAAUCUUGGCAGCGGUGUUGAAACUCUGAAACUAUUUCUGUCCAGCUGCUCCGGUCAUAGUAAACAAUGAGCUAUCCUGGCUAUCCACUGCAGCCUGGUGGUUACCCUUCCCAGCCUGGGGGUUAUCCACCACAGGCAGGAGGAUACCCUCCCCAGCCAGGAACUUACCCUCCUCAGGCAGGGGGUUAUCCUCCUCAGGCUGGUGGAUACCCACCUCAGGGAGGCGGGUAUCCUCCACAACCUGGUGCUUACCCUUCACAGCCUGGGGCCUAUCCUCCACAGCCUGGAGCCUACCCAGGCCAACCUGCUGCCUACCCUCCACUGCCUACAGGUGGUUGGGGUGCUCCUGCUGCUCAUGGAAUGCCUGGAAUCGGUCUUGAUAAUUUGUCCAAUCCUGGAUUCAAUCCAGGCAAUAUGCCUGCAAUGCCAGGACCAGGGAUGCCUCAAGCACCAGGGCCAGGAUAUCCAGGAGGCCCAGCUCCAGGCCAGCCAAUGCCAGGCUUCCCACAAGCCCCUGCACCAAAUCCAUCCAUGCCAGGCUACCCACAAGCCCCUGCACCAAAUCCAUCCAUGCCAGGCUACCCACAAGCCCCUGCACCCAGUCCAUCCAUGCCCGCCUACCCACAAACACCCUCUCCCAAUCCAUCCAUGCCCGCAUACGGGGGAGGGUAUGGAGGAGGUGCUCCUGUGGUUCCUUCAGUAAAUCGUGGAUUCAGAGGGACCAUUCCAGAUUUUCCUGGAGCAGAUCCAUUAAGAGAUGCAGAAGUUCUUAGGAAGGCCAUGAAAGGCUUUGGCACUGAUGAACAGGCCAUAAUUAAUCUGCUUGGAAGUCGCUCCAACAAGCAGCGUGUACCACUCGUGAUUUCAUAUAAGACUGCAUAUGGAAAGGACUUGAUUAAGGAUUUGAAGUCUGAGCUUUCUGGAAACUUUGAGAAGGUGGUGCUGGCCAUGUUGAAGGCUCCUGCUCAGUUUGAUGCAUCUGAGCUUAGAGAGGCCAUUAAGGGAGCAGGGACUGAUGAAGCCUGCCUGAUCGAGAUCCUGUCCUCUCGCUCUAAUGCAGAGAUCAGAGAAAUUAAUCAAGUCUACAAAGCUGAGUAUAAGAAGACACUGGAGGAGGCCAUCACUGGAGACACCUCAGGGCACUUCCGCAGACUGCUGGUCUCUCUUGCUCAGGGAAAUCGUGAUGAGAGAGAGACUGUUGAUAUAGCAUUAGCUAAACAAGAUGCUCAGGCUCUCUAUCAGGCUGGAGAAAAUAAACUGGGCACAGACGAGUCCAAAUUUAAUGCCAUCCUGUGUGCUCGAAGCAAAGCUCACCUUAGAGCAGUGUUCAAUGAGUACCAACACAUGUGUGGCAGAGACCUUGAGAAGAGCAUUGAGAGGGAGAUGUCCGGGGAUCUAGAGGGUGGCAUGCUAGCAGUCGUGAAGUGCAUUAAGGACACGCCAGCCUACUUUGCUGAAAGACUCUACAAAGCCAUGAAGGGACUGGGAACUAAAGACCGCACUCUGAUCCGUAUUAUGGUGUCUCGCUCUGAGGUGGACAUGCUAGACAUCCGCCAGGCAUACAUAAAGAAAUAUGGGAAGUCUCUCUACACAGACAUUUCUGGAGACACUUCAGGAGAUUACAAGAAAUUGCUGUUGAAGCUUUGUGGUGGAAGCGAUUAAGAUGGUGCAGCUUUCCUCACGGUGAAGAGGAUAAAGUGCCAUAUUAUGUUUAUACAAUUCAUUUCUUUUCUCUCUGCACUCUGCUUCACUUGCAUGCUGUUGCCGUAUUCUGUUUAACUGCACAUUUUUGCCAAAGCUUAUUAUGAAUUUUAUGCUGUCUUUUAUACAAAUCUUUAUUUUAAAGGGAAUCUAUAUAUUUUUCUCUAACUGGGCCCUUUUUGCUGAAUGUGUAAUGCCAUAAGAAGCAGCUGAAUGAUUAAAGAUUUUAAAAAGCACUGGGAUCAGGGACUGGGAUUUUUUUAACAUUGGCAGCAGAAUACAAAAUCAAGAAUAGAUAUCCCCAUCAGGAACAGCUGAAACAGCACCAACCUUGCGAUUACUGAAAAACACCUGAAAAUAGCUAGAUAGUGGAGUAUUACAGCAACAAUACAGAAAACACCCUUGUAAUAGCCUGUUGCAGCAAAUUCUGAUUUGUGAAUGUCUUUUGCUAAUGAAAAAGGUUAUAUUGCAUUACUUGCUCAAAGGGCCUAUAUCAUGGAAAAAUGAAUUUCACUUCUUUUAUAAUAAAGGAGUUUGAAAUAAUAUGUAAACACUGUUAGUGUUUUCACUACUAUGCUGCAAAAACAGUACAUUUUGAAUUCAUUGUUUCUGCGUUGUCAAGAGAACCAACUCCUUUAGGUAUAUCCACCUGGUCAUGCUUACAGCAGUUUAGCUCCACCCAUUCCGUGUACAGCAGUUUAGCUCUGCCCAUUCAUAUUAAAGUAUGAAGAAGGGUUUCAUCUCCAAGUGCUUUUUGAAUGAGGCACACUAAAGGGCCAAUCAGAACUGAGCUCAUUUACACAUGUCAGUCUUAAAGGAACAGUAGCAAAAAAACAACCUGUUUUAAUUCUAAGGGAUAAAUAAGAGGUUGACAAAUGGUCAUGUAAGAACAAAUUAUGACCGGUUUUGUUACAGAAAACCACAUGUUCAAUGUGGCCAUCAAAGGAAAAAAAAUAUGAGAUUUGGAGCUUUUGAUGCUUUUGCUUCACUUUGUUUACAUGUUUUCAACGUUAUGGCAAGCACCUGCUGAAAUAUAAAUAUAAUAGUAAAAAUCAGUCAGGUAACUUAAGAGACUUUGCAUAUUUGUUUGUACUCUACAUUUCAAAACAAAAUCUGGGAAAAAUCUGAAAAAAUAAAGCAUGUUUGGAAA